GUGACGUCACCUUCAAAAGUGAAAGUAUUUUUUAAAGUAACUGCGACACGUAAUCGCAAUAUAAAGCUCAAAGGCAGAGGGCAUCAGACUCCAUGAGGACAGAAUGAGCCAUGUACAACAAUGCAAAGAUGGAGAUUUCUCUCCGGGAUGCUGUUCAGACGAGCAGGAAAGAUCAGAUUCACCAGAGCCCAGCUUUGUGUCCAUGAAGAGUGACUGGUCUAUAGAUCCUCCACCAGAAAUGAAAGGAGGAGACAUGCAGAGUGUCAGUUCAGAUCAGCAGAAGAGCUCAGAUUCACCAGAGCCCAGCUGUGUGUCCAUGAAGAGUGACUGGUCUAUAGAUCCUCCACCAGAAAUGAAGGAUGGAGACAGAAGUUCAGAUCAGCAGCAGAGCUCAGAUUCACCAGAGCCCAGCUGUGUGUCCAUGAGGAGUGACUGGUCUAUAGAUCCUCCACCAGAAAUGAAAGAUAGAGACGGAAGUCAAAGUGUACAUAAUCGUUUAGGGAGAUUCCCGCGACCGAGACCAGUCGUAACAGAACCUGUCUGUAAGAAAAUGAAAUAUAAGUCUAUGGAUGAACUGCAAGACUUAGAUGAAAGCAUUAAUCCUGGUUUCAGAUCAAAACUGAAGAAAAAGUUUGAAUGUCUGUACGAGGGAACAGCAAUGGACAGAAACCCAACACUCCUGAAUGAGAUCUACAUCACAGAGAGUGAGAGUGGAGAGAUCAGUAAUGAACAUGAGUUGAGACAGAUUGAGACACAAUCUAGGAGAACAGCAACAGAGGACACACCGAUCAAAUGCAGUGAGAUCUUUAGAUCUUUACCUGGACAAGACAAAGCCAUCAGAACUGUGCUGACAAAGGGAGUCGCUGGCAUUGGAAAAACAGUCUCUGUGCAGAAGUUCAUCCUGGACUGGGCUGAAGGGAAAGAGAAUCAGGACGUCCAGCUCAUAUUUCCACUUCCUUUCAGAGAACUCAAUCUGAUGAAGGACAAAACACUCAGUCUUUCAGAUCUUCUUUAUGUCUUUUUCCCUGAAACAAAAGAAAUGGACAUUUUCAGUGAUGAGUAUAAAGUGUUGUUCAUCUUUGAUGGUCUGGAUGAGUGUCGUCUGUCUCUGGAUUUUCAGAGAGAUGUGAAGAUGUACGAUGUAAGUGAAUCAGCUUCAGUGGAUGUGCUCUUGAUGAACCUGAUUGUGGGGAAUCUGCUUCCCUCUGCUCUCAUCUGGAUCACCUCCAGACCAGCAGCAGCUGAUCUCAUCCCCUGUGAGUGUGUCCAUCGAGUGACAGAGGUACGAGGAUUCAAUGAUCUGCAGAAAGAGGAAUACUUCAGGAAGAGAAUCAUUGAUCAGAGUCUGGCCAACAGAAUCAUCUCACACCUGAAGUCAUCAAGGAGCCUCUUCAUCAUGUGCCACAUCCCAGUGUUCUGCUGGAUCUCAGCCGCUGUUCUAGAGAAGAUGCUGAGUCAAGCAGAGAGUGGAGAGAUUCCCAAGACUCUCACUCAAAUGUACACACACUUCCUGAUCCUUCAGACCAACAUCAAACAUGAGAAAGACUAUGAACAGAAAGUGAAGGAUGAAGAGAUUAUCCUCAAACUGGGAAAACUGUCUUUUCAGCAGCUUGUGAAAGGCAAUGUGAUCUUCUAUGAGGAAGACCUGAGAGAGUGUGACAUUGAUGUGACAGAAGCAUCAGUGUACUCAGGAUUGUGUACUCAGAUCUUCAGAGAGGAGUUUGGCUGGUACCAGGGGAAAGUCUUCUGCUUUGUUCAUCUGAGCAUUCAGGAACAUCUAGCAGCUUUAUAUGUGCACCUCUCCUGUAUAAACAGCAACAGAAAUGCAUUUGGCGAAAUCAUCAAAAAGAGAAAUCUGUUAAACGUUUUAGAUUGUUUACAUACUAACCCACCAGAACAUGUUUCAUUGUUUGAGCUACAUCAGAGAGCUGUGGAUGAGGCUCUACAGAGUAAAAAUGGACAUCUGGACCUUUUCCUGCGCUUUCUUCUGGGUCUGUCAGUGCAGACUAAUCAAAAUCUUCUGCAAGGAUUAAUGCAAUUGACAAUAAGGAGCUGUGACAGCAAGAAAGAAACAAUUAAGUGGAUCAAGAGGAAGAUCAAAACCACACGCUCUUCAAACAAGUCCAUCAAUCUGUUUCACUGCCUGAAUGAAUUGGGUGAUCAUUCACUAGUGGAAGAAAUACAACAGUAUCUGAGAUCUGGAACAUUAGCUGAAGCCAAGCUCUCCUGUUCUCAGUGGUUAGCUGUAGUGUUUGUCUUGUUGACAUCAGAACAAGUAAUGGAUGUAUUUGAGCUGAAUAAAUUUAUUGGAAAUAAAAAUACUUCCGAUAAGGUUCUUCAUAAGUUGCUUCCCGUGAUUAAAGAAUCCAUAUCAGCACAUUUGGAUGACUGUAAUAUUACAGCUGAAGGUUGUGCUUCUCUGGCUUCAAUUCUGAAGUUGAACAAAUCUCAUUUGAGAGAACUGGAUCUGUCUGAGAAUAAACUAAAAAAUUUGGGCAUUAAGCAUCUAUCUGAUGGUCUUAAGGAAUCUCACUGUGAACUGCAGAAACUGAAUCUGUAUCAUUGUGGAAUCACAGAAGAAGGUUGUGCUGCUCUGGCUUCAGCUCUGAGAUCAAACCCUUCACACCUAAGAGAACUGAAUUUUACUGAAAAUAUGAUAGGAGAUUUGGGACUCAAGCUCCUUUCUGAUGUACUGAAAGAACCUCUCUGUAAACUGGAGAACCUGAGUUUGUGCCAGUGUGGAAUCUCACCUGAAGGUUGUGCUGCUCUGGCUUCAGCUCUGAGAUCAAACCCUGAACGCCUGAGAGAACUAGAUCUGUCUCAGAAUGAAAUAGGAGACUCUGGAGUGACUGCACUCUCUGCCGAACUGGAGAAUCCUAACUGCAAAUUAGAGAAACUGGGGUUGAGGUUAUGCGGUAUCACAGAGGAAGGUUGUGCUGCUCUGGCUUCAGCUCUGAGAUCAAACCCUGAACGCCUGAGAGAACUAGAUGUGUCUCAGAAUAAAAUAGGAGACUCUGCAGUGACUGCACUCUCUGCCGAACUGGAGAAUCCUAACUGCAAAUUAGAGAAACUGGGGUUGAGGUUUUGUGGUAUCACGAAUGAAGGUUGUGCUGCUUUGGCUUCAGCUCUGAGAUCAAACCCUGAACACCUGAGAGAACUAGAUCUGUCUCUUAAUGAAUUAGACCAAGGAGUCAGAGUCUGUACUCUACAGCGUAUACUGGAAAGACUGAAUAAACUGCUGACUCUCAGUAUUUAGAUGUCUGUCCAGCUUCAUCAGGAUCGGCUGAUGGAGGAUAAGGAGAUGCUACAGAGACACACAUCCCAGCAGCUAAAACUUGAUAGAGGUUGGCUGCGCAGACUGCUUUCAUUUAAAUGCGAUCAUACUGGUGUCAAGUCCUAACGCUCCCAAGUCUGUGGAUGAUGCAGUCAACCUAUGAUCAUCUUACAACACCUCAACAGGCCUGGGAAUUACGCAGAGAUCCUAUGUGUGGACCUCAGUUUGGUCUUCAAUACCAACAAGCCUGACCUUCUCUCAGACAAAGUGAAACAGCUCUCUCUGCUCACCUCUGUCUGUCAAUGUAUCACCUGCUUUCUGACAGACAGGCAGCAGUUUUAGUGAGGCUGGGCAAACUCACAACCAGGGCUCUCGCUCUUAGCACUGGAGUCCCUCAGGGUUGUUUCCUCUCCUAAAACAUUAUUUGAUGUAAAUAGGGUGAAUGAAACCACAUUUUGCAGAUUAAAUAAUUAACUUGCAUCGCAACAAAUUGUAGACAUAACGUUAUGCAUUUGUUGUAAAUUAAUACAAUAAAUAAAUGAUCAUCUACACCGAAAGAAAAACAA
This is a messenger RNA of Puntigrus tetrazona (Sumatra barb), 3840 nucleotides long. RefSeq names its product NACHT, LRR and PYD domains-containing protein 3-like. The transcript is spliced from 13 exons. The record is from RefSeq and is a predicted model, not a curated record. NCBI's taxonomy places the organism in Eukaryota, Metazoa, Chordata, Actinopteri, Cypriniformes, Cyprinidae. Gene Ontology annotation, molecular function: protein binding. The coding region runs from base 104 to 3256 and encodes 1050 amino acids.